Molecule: messenger RNA, 1145 nt
Organism: Chara braunii
Lineage: Eukaryota; Viridiplantae; Streptophyta; Charophyceae; Charales; Characeae
Source: the annotation of a GenBank genome assembly
ACCGUGGUAGCUGCCUACACUACGGGCCUCGCCGCACCACUGUCGAAAAUGCAAUGUUCGACACAGGCUGUCGAAGACGGAGACGGGAAAAACAUUCGGCAGUUGUCAGAGAAUGCUUCUGGACACCUCCUUGUCGAGAAAGUUGUUGAAUCCCCAGCCAGCCUCCUGCUACUCCGAAGCUUUCUGCUACUCCGAAGCUUUCGACACUCCUCGGCUGCGCCGUCGACUUCUCUUCGAAAUUCGGUGAGUGGCGGUACUCGACGAGUGCAGUGCGGGGCGUUGUGUACAUCGGUUGCGUCUGGACUGUCAGCCAUGGCGCAGCCGGCGGGAGGUCGACCUAACCCUCCGGGUGACGCCGUUGGAAGCAGCGAUGGCCUCCUCCGUGUAAGGGAGGGAGCAACAGCAGCAGCAGCAGCGGGAGGAGGAGGAGGAGGAGGAGGAGGAGGAGUUAUCUCUGCAAGUGAAAGUGGCAAUGUCGGUGUUGCAGCAAGCAGCUCUUCUGCUAUUACCUCUCUUCAGCAUUCUCAGCCGCUGCAUCAUCAUCAUCAUCAGCAGCAGCAGCAGCAGCAACCAGUGGUCACGGCUUUGUUAGACAGGCCAGAUUUCAACACCCUCGAUUUCAUCAAUCAAUCAAUCAGAUGUUUCACAAAUGAGUCUUCGCUGGUGGCUGUGGAGCCGUUGAUCCAUCGGUUAUGGCACAAGAUAAGGCGGGUGGGUGGAUACGGAGAAUCUGGCUGCAGUACGACAACAGAGCUCGUCUGGGACCAAAGCUAGGGAAGACCUUGCCGCUGCCACAAACGCGAUUCAAGAACUGUUUGUUUCUCAAGCAAGAUCCGAGAGAUGUUGUUUCCAAAGAAGUGAAGGCGGAACAAAGCGAGGUUAUGGUGCAAGAAAUUUGUAGGGAUAUCAAAAAGCUGUCGAUGCAGAGGAUCCGCGAGAACGGCCAGCUCCAGCAGCAGCUGGCGGAGGCCCCUGCUUGGUGGUGGACGCUAUAGUAGAACCUGACGUCAAGGAAAAAGAGCUAAUUAGCGGGUUCUGGUCCAAGGAGUUGACGUCUUAUCAACAGAUAUUCCAGGGUACGUUGGAGGUGGCGAAGCUGGAGAAAGCAGAGCCGCCAUAUGCGUGGAUAAAGAAGCAGCUGCGCG